Ilyonectria robusta is the source of this 1668-nucleotide messenger RNA. RefSeq names its product Alpha/Beta hydrolase protein. Gene Ontology annotation, molecular function: serine-type carboxypeptidase activity. The record is from RefSeq and is a predicted model, not a curated record. Gene Ontology annotation, biological process: proteolysis. The transcript has 4 exons. NCBI's taxonomy places the organism in Eukaryota, Fungi, Ascomycota, Sordariomycetes, Hypocreales, Nectriaceae. The coding region runs from base 1 to 1668 and encodes 555 amino acids.
AUGCAGUUCAAAGUGGUCGGGCUUCUUCUAGCCUUUGGGGCUUUGUCCCAAGCAGCGUUCAACCAAGGGGCACUCAACGCGUUCAACCACAAGAACCUUCGCCAUCACGACGAAAAGCGUGAUUUCGCUCCUCUAGAGAGCCCUACGCUCAGUAAGAGGAAGCAUUCCAGGUUCCUCAACAAGCACACCAAGAAAUUUGUUGUCAAUGGCACCGGCAUCCCAGAUGUUCCUUUCGAUAUCGGCGAGUCCUAUGCGGGCUUGCUUCCCAUCUCACAGUCAAAACAUGAAAAGAGAGAGCUGUAUUUCUGGUUUUUCCCGAGUACCAACCCUCAUGCGGGCGACGAAGUUGUCAUCUGGUUGAACGGAGGACCGGGCUGCAGCUCUCUUAGUGGCAUGUUGACUGAGAAUGGCCCCUUCUUGUGGCAAGAUGGUACUCUUGCUCCAGUCCCAAACUCUUAUAGCUGGACAAAUCUUACCAAUGUUAUUUGGAUUGAACAGCCAGUUGGAGUUGGCUUCAGCCAGGGCACACCCAAUAUCACAAAUGAAGUAGAGCUUGGCCUCGAGUUCAUUGGUUUCUGGCGUAAUUUCAUUGAUGCAUUUGAGCUACACGGCGCAACGACGUACAUCACCGGCGAAUCGUACGCGGGAUAUUACAUCCCCUACAUUGCCGAUGCUUUCAUCACCGCAAAGGACGAUACGUACUACAAGCUCGGCGGCGUUGCUAUCAAUGAUCCCAUCAUUGGAGAUGGUACAUUGCAGCAACAGGCAGUCAUCUUCCCUUUCAUCGAGUACUGGUCAAACCUGCUCAAUCUGAACGAGUCUUACACAAAUGCCCUGCGCUGGACUCACGAGCACUGCAACUACUCAACCUAUCUCGAGCAGUACGGAACUUUCCCACCACCAAAGGGACCUUUCCCGACACUCCCAGAUCCCUACGCAGAUCCGUCUGGCAACUAUACUUGCGAUAUAUUCGACUAUGCCUAUGCCGCCGCGAUAGAUGCCAACCCCUGCUUCAACAUCUACCACAUCACUGAUACCUGUCCUUUCACUUACUCGCAACUGGGAAUUGUCAAUCAGGGCGACUACUCCCCGCCCAAUGCUCAAGUCUACUUCAAUCGCACAGAUGUCCAAGAUGCAAUCAACGCGCCUCACGUUGACUGGUACCAAUGUACGCCAUUGAAUGUGUUUGGUGACGGAAAAGACAAUUCAAAUGCCUCUGAUACCUCCAAUGCACCUGCGCAAACCGACGUGGUCCGCCGCGUUAUCGAGCAUACCAACAACACCAUCAUCGGCGUCGGCCGUCUUGAUUUCCUCCUGCCCCCCAACGGCACACUUUUCGCGCUACAGAACACAACCUGGAACGGUGCCCAAGGAUUCCAGAAAUACCCGCAGGACAAUGACUUUUACGUGCCUUUUCACCCAGAGUACAACAGCGGAAGACUGAGCGAAGCUGGCAUUGUUGGCAACUGGGGCCGUGAGCGUGGGCUUACGUACUACGAGGUUCAAUUGGCUGGUCAUGAGCUGCCUGGAUACACUGCGGGAGCCGGAUAUCGGGUGUUGGAGCUUCUGUUGAAGCGCAUCAAGAACUUGGGAGCUAUUGAGGAUUUCACAACCCAGAAGGGAGAUUUCCAGGGAAACAGCUCGGUGAAGUACCAUCCCGAAUUUUAG